AAUAUAUUGCACAAAUGGGAGUUAUUUGGGCAGGAUUUGAAUUCUGAAAAUGAAUCAAGAAGUGUUAACUCAACUAGUUAUAGUCAGCUCCAAUUACCAAAGGCUUGGUGAUUCUCGGUGUGGCAAGCAUCUUGGAAGCAAUGAAGGCAGCUAUCUAUCUUUCUGGGUUCUGUUGGAUUUUGCGGGCUGUGUUUGUGCUAACAUCUUUGGAAGAGGGAAAAAGUAUUUCCAUGGCACAAUUACCACCCAAGAUCCCUCACGCGGUGCUAUGUGUGAAUGAUUUCUCUGCUUCUUCCCAACAGAAGAUGCCUUCUGUGGCAAGUUUCUCGCUGGAUGUUGCUGCUUCCAACAAGGACCCUUUCUGGGCGGAUGAAUUCCAUGACUUCUCAUCAGCAAGACGCCAGGCCCACCGCCGGUCGGUGAGCGAUUCCAUUACCUUCGUCGAGGCUCCUGUGUUGCUGGACGAUUGUCAUGUUAAUUCUAGGAAUGUCCGACCCAGGUUUGAGGCUGAGAAUGAGUUUGACAGAUUUGAUGAUGAGAAAUUCAUGUCCAUGUUCAAUAAUGACUUAUCUGGGGUUGCCAUGCCUCUAACCUUUUCCUCUUCAAAAACACCGAGCCCAUCUGAUCAUAACAGCAUUAAUGACGAGAAAGAAAUCACGAACCAACUCCAACAACACCAGAACCUGCACGAGCAGAACGAAGAUCAGCAGCAGCAAUUGAAAAAUGAAUCCAAUGAGGUCGAUAAUCAUAUAAGCAAAUGGCAGGAAAUACAACCUAAUGAUACGUUAGCAACUUCCUCUGACAAGAUCACUGAUCCCAAGAGGGUCAAGAGAAUCUUGGCAAAUAGGCAAUCUGCACAAAGAUCACGAGUGAGGAAGCUGCAAUAUAUAAAUGAGCUGGAACGUAGUGUAACUUCCUUACAGGCCGAAGUAUCAGUGCUGUCUCCAAGGGUUGCAUUUUUAGAUCAUCAACGCUUGCUUCUAAAUGUAGACAAUGGUGCUCUAAAGCAACGAAUUGCCGCCCUCACUCAAGACAAGAUCUUUAAAGAUGCUCUUCAAGAUUCACUUAAGAGGGAGUUAGAGAGGCUUAGGCAAGUGUAUCACCAACAAAACCUCAAGAACAUGGACUAUGUUGCAGGUUCAGCUUCCCCCUCACCAAAUCCCCAAUGCCAUGGUCUGACUGAAAAGGAACAACUUCUCAACGUUUGAACAUACUUACCCAUAGUAAUGUACUAAUGAUCACGUAGCCAGUUUAUGUAUGAUACUGUUAUUCUUGUUACUGUAUAGAAAAAACUUCCUAGUCUUGGAUUAGAACGGAGAAAGGGGUCGGGGAAAGAAGAAUAGGAGGGGAUAAAUUCUUAGAUAUUGAGUCUACUAACUGACAGUACAAUGCACUAAUGGUAAACUAUUAUUUCCUUGCAAUAGCUGGUUGUAUGGUAUAGAGGAAUUUCUCAUUCAUUAAAGGGAGGGGAGGAGAAGGAGAAGAAGCGAUGAAUAUCCUCCUCUUUUACUCUCUUUUGUUUAUAGUACUACUUUGUGUUUGGAAUCACGUUGGGGUGGGCUCAAUACCAUGUUUUGGCAAAAGUAACUCAAAAGAUGCUUCUGCCAAAACCACGUUUUGGCUUCUGCUAACAUAAUUCCAAAUAUGCACUGAACAUUAUAUUGGGUGGUGUCAAAGAUUUAGACAGUAAGACUUCUUCUCAGCCAUUUGAUAAAUGAAGUUAGAGGAAAAAUGAGUGAAAAUAGGGCACAUCCAAUGUGGUAAGGCCACUGUUGGUACUCUUCUGCUGCUACGAAACAGAGCAGUGAUGUAAUGUGUUUACUUUAAAGAAUGGGACCACUAAAACUGUGCAUGAGUGUAAUGCAGAGAAACUUGUGUUACCGCAAGUUGGAAGAAACUGGAAUGUUUACCUAGAAAUGCAAAGGAGAUGGUAUCUUAUUGUAUUGCAAUAUUGUUGAUCAUUGUCUUUGAUUCCUCCCCCACCUCCUUUUUAUUUUGGCGUUUUGCAAUUGAAGUGGAAACAAAGAAUGGUGCGCUUGUUUGUCCACACCCCCCCCAAAAAAAAAAAAAAAAAAAAAGAAUAAUGGACUUGUGUUGGAAGUUAGAACUUGGAAUGCAUGAGAGGAAGGUAUUGUGAAGUCUUGGGGUUGGAAUCCUCUGGAGUUGAUGUGCUUUAUAACUGCCAUGGUUGGAUGUAAUUAUCUAGUCUUCGAUAUAUAUUCACAGA
This is a messenger RNA of Prosopis cineraria, 2227 nucleotides long. Its product is annotated as basic leucine zipper 61-like. The transcript has 5 exons. Gene Ontology annotation, cellular component: nucleus. Gene Ontology annotation, biological process: positive regulation of DNA-templated transcription. Lineage: Eukaryota; Viridiplantae; Streptophyta; Magnoliopsida; Fabales; Fabaceae. Bases 141 to 1208 code for a protein of 355 amino acids. The record is from RefSeq and is a predicted model, not a curated record. Gene Ontology annotation, molecular function: DNA binding; DNA-binding transcription factor activity.